This is a messenger RNA of Aspergillus ruber CBS 135680, 975 nucleotides long. Its product is annotated as O-methyltransferase. The transcript has a single exon. The coding region runs from base 302 to 835 and encodes 177 amino acids. Gene Ontology annotation, molecular function: O-methyltransferase activity. NCBI's taxonomy places the organism in Eukaryota, Fungi, Ascomycota, Eurotiomycetes, Eurotiales, Aspergillaceae. The record is from RefSeq and is a predicted model, not a curated record.
AUUUCACUCGCAUUACCAAUAUCAAACGGAAAUAAUUGCCAUGGAACCGAUUCAGGCAGCACAAACAGUAUGGUUUGGCGUGAGUUAACUACCUAGAUUGACCCUUUGGUUGAGGAAUUCACCAUGACAUGGAUCAAUACGCAUAGAAAAGAUUCAGAUUGUUGACCAUUCAUAACAGGAUGGAAGAGAGCAAGAAAUUUUACGCUACAUCUUCAGUCUUCCUCACCUUGAAGAACUGCAUGGCCAACCGGAGGCAGUUCUGGCAGAAAUUGACAACUGGAGCAAAAAGAACCAAAUCCUGAUGACGAUUGGCCAAGAACGAGGAACGAUUAUAACGGAUCUCAUCAGUAAGACCCAACCGAAGGUCAUGGCUGAGCUAGGCGGAUACAUUGGAUACUCAGCAAUCAAAUUCGGAAGUGCUGUGCGCAACGAAGGCGGAAGAUGCUACUACAGUUUUGAACAGAAUGCGGAAUGGGCUUCUGUGGCGUCAAAGCUGAUCGAGCUAGCCGAAUUACAAGACUUCGUCACCAUUAUUCCCGGUCCAAGUUCAGAAUCGCUUCUGGCUUUUGGCAGUCAGAGGCCAGACCAACGGAUUGACAUGCUAUUCAUUGACCAUGCGGAGGCAUUGUACCGCAAAGACCUGGGGAUAUGUGAACAGCGAGGCCUGUUAGCCCCUGGUGCUUAUGUUGUUGCAGACAAUGUAUCUGGCUCAUGCGCCCAGGAUUACGUGGCUUGGGUGAUGCGAAAUAAAAGCGACGUGUCAACCAAAACACACAAUGGGAUCUACGACUCGUAUAUGUCUUCCCACGAAUUACCAAAUGGAGAAACAGUAUGAAUCCCGUGUGCUUUUUUGCGUUCAAUGAUUAGCUCACGGAAAUAUUCUAUAGGAUGCUAUGAUUGUGUCAAGAUUGAAGUGACGUGAUUGACUUUUGACUACUGAGCCUCGAGGACCUAACCAGAUAAGAAUAUUUCGCU